UCUCUCUCUCUCUAUACAGAUAAGAUACAAAUCAUCCGUUUCUUCUGCAACUGGCUUCUUCAAAAGCCCUCAGGCUCUGUUUUUAAGUAAAGAGAUCUUGUAGAGAGUUUGCUUGUGAGAUGGAAUUGGUGUCUGGAAAAGUAGUUCCAGGUUGCUCCAACGCAGGCAAUCCUUUCCAUGAGUGUACUGCUAUCUGUUUCGAGAGAUUAAACUCUGGAGACGUCCACAAGAAGGAGAAGAAACUCUUUGGCAGUCCAGCUCUUGGAAGCAGAUCGCCUCUGGCCAGCUAUUUCGCCAAGAAGAAGGUCGAUUCAGUCAUUUCACCUUCCACCGAUCACACCAAUGGUAACUUCUUCAGCCGGCUUUCCCCGCUACAUGGACGCCCAUCCCAACUCAAGAACGAGUCUGCAAACAAUGUGGACUCGCUCCCGAUGUCGCCUUCUCUGGCUGUGUAUUCAGGGGCAGACUAUUUUGCAAGAAGGCGUGGAGGUGAUGACGAUGAUUUGUCACCAAGGCCCUUUGGAACUCAGCCCAAGACUCCUGAACACCCUCUUAGGACCCCUCAGCAUAGGCCUCGCACACCCCAACACCGCUCUGAUACUAGGCCGUGGGAUCACCAAGAGGACCCUCCUGAACGCCGCUCUGAUACUAGGCCGAGGACCCCAAUACAUGAGUCUGCUGCAACAGGGAGGAGGCCCCAAACGCCAGAAACCAGGCCGAGGACUGCACAACAUAGAGGGAGGUCACCUGAGUUCAUGGCUAGAUCCCCCGGGCCUAGGUCCAAGACCCCAGAGCCUCAACCUUCCUACUUUGAACCAUUUUCAGUGACUCCAAAACAGCGCUCCAAGACGCCAGAACCCAUCCCUAGGAUUCCACAAACUCAGCCCACAUCCCACAGAUCUCUUGACAGUGCUGCUAUUCAAACACCUCGGACAGCUGAUACUAGGCCUAGGACGCCGGAACACCGGACCAGGACCGUGGAGACAAGGCCAAGAAUGCAUGAAAGUAGGCCAAAGACUGCAGUCUAUGUAGGAAGGUCACCUGAUCACAGGGAGAUGGGUCAAAGAUCACCUCAGGCCUACAACUAUCUUGGGAGCAAAGCUGAGUCGGUCUACAUUGAUAACGACGAUGAAUCGGUGCUACUCUAUCCAGAACUUAUUUUGUCACCUCAAGAAAAGCCACUCUCUAGACCCAUUACGCCUAGCCGCCGUGGAUAUGAAACACCCACCAAACAGGAGGAGCAUUUUGAUCAGCUGGAUGAGUCCGCGAGCUCAGAUGACGAUAAAUUUUCGUUUGUGGAUGAUCAUGACGAUGACUCUGUUUGGCUUUACCCUGAAAUCACACCGAAAUCUGGAAGCAACACGCCCGUUCAUCACAAAUCCGGUAAAACGCCAAGCGAACAAGAGGUUCUACAAGAUAAGCAAAACAACGAGCCCCCGGAGCUACCAGAUGAAUCGCAGAGCUUCAGUCUCUCAGAGAUCUCCCGCAUGAAAGGAAUAAUGGUAAAGAAGAAUGAAGCGAGGUACGAGAUGCAGUCCGUUCUAUCCGAGUCUUCCGUCUCCGUGGGAGACUACAGAGUCAGAGCGAGCGUGUCGGCCACUCUUGAGCAAAUCCUCGACAAGCACGGGGACAUUGCAUCCGCUUCAAAACUACAUUCGCUUGCCACGAGAUCCUACUACCUCGACAUGCUUGCCUCCGUGGUCUUCGAACUCCAGACGACACCCUUGAAGCAUCUGAAGGAGAGCCGCGUGGUGGAAAUGCUAGCGAUUGUUAGAGACGUUGAGUCCGUGAAAAUCAAAGCAGGCUGGCUCAAGCCCGUCCUUGAGGAGAUCGUUGAGGCGGUGAAGCACUACGACCAGCACAAGAGGAGCAUAACGGAGAAGGAGGUGUUGGAGGGAAAUGUGUUGCUUGCGAGACAAGAAAUGGAGAAACAGGGGAAAGAGCUGAGGGAGAAGGAGGAGAAGAUGAAGGAGUGGAGAGAGAGAGUGACGGAGAAGGCUGGGAAGUUGGGGAAUCUUGAUAUGAGAAGAGCUCGUCUCGACAAGAAUUUGGCGUUUCUGAGUUCCAAAGUGGACAAGUUUCAGGGGAUAUCUGUUUUUGAUGGCAUCUUGUGACCAACCAAACCAAUUAGUUCUUCAUUCUUUUGUUCAUCAUGUCAUGUGUAACAACUGACAUCCGUUUCUAGCCGCAAAAUAAGCGUUUGCAAAGUAAAGAGCGGUUUGUUUUGGGUAGAGCGUUGCGUUGUGUAUGAUCCUCUAUAUCUACACUACUCUAUAUACAUACAUCUAUUAAACCAAAUCCCAUUUACAGAAUAUGCAACUUUCAAAUCUAAACAAGAAUUAUAUCAACAUUAAUAUAUAUAAAAAA
Thlaspi arvense is the source of this 2367-nucleotide messenger RNA. NCBI's taxonomy places the organism in Eukaryota, Viridiplantae, Streptophyta, Magnoliopsida, Brassicales, Brassicaceae. The record is from the annotation of a GenBank genome assembly.